Molecule: messenger RNA, 4076 nt
Organism: Paramuricea clavata
Lineage: Eukaryota; Metazoa; Cnidaria; Anthozoa; Malacalcyonacea; Plexauridae
Source: the annotation of a GenBank genome assembly
AUGAGCAUAUUAGGCAUAGGCACAGAAGAGAUAAGGGGUGGCACCCCGCCACCUCAUAUUUCGAAACAAUUUACAUUUUUGUGUUGGCGUUUGGAGGCAAUAGCAAUAAGGAAAGUUUAUAAUCAAACACGAUUAGACUCCAUUUAUGUCAUUUAUGUUAAAAACUUUAGAAGUAUGAGCUGGAGAAUAUGGUUUUUCCUUUUGUUCGUGCAGCUUUUGAUGACAUUUGACAUUUGUACAGGUACGGCGUAUUCGAGCUAUUAAAGAGUGUUUGAAUAUAGAAUUUAAUGUUAUUGUGUAAUAAUUCUCGUGAUAAAUAAAGUCUUUCUGUAUAUUACCAGUGUACGAGCAUGUAAUACACUUUAAAAAUUGCUGAAAUAUAUAGAUUCAUUCAAAUAUUCUCAUACAAUUUUAUAUGUAAAGUAUCAAUUAAUAUAAAGGCAAAAUGUCAAUUUAAAAAACAAGACGGUAGUUCCUGUUCAAGUGCAGUACCGGUACCGGCCAUGUUUAAAUUCGAUUUUGUAUGAAAGAGGUCUUCAAAAACGAGUUUGUAAUGUGGGAUGCUUCAAAUAUUAAGUUAAUUAAAUUGAAUAUAUAAAUUUAUUGUAAAUGAAUACAAUUUUUGUAAGGUUUUUAAUAUAUAUGCAAUAUUGUGUUUGUGUUUAUGCAAACAUAUGAUAUAAACUGUAUUAUUAAGUAAUGUUUACAAAGUUUACAUCACAUAUACUUGUGUUAAACUCUGGUCAAAGUCAAUGAGAGUUGAUGAGUGUCGAUCGAUUAGAGUUGGCAGUCAAAUGCGAGUGAGAAUUCAUCAUCAAUUAACUCCCAUCCUCAUUUGACUGAGGCGAUAUAGGCAUAUAGCCAUACACUGUCUGAGUCAUGUGAGUUGGGCUUAAUUGCUCUGAUGCAAACCACAAGCUAGCCAAAUUAAAUAAUUUUAGUGAGGUGGACAAGCCCAACAAACGCUAGCAAGAACUUCCUGCUCAAUAUAAGUUUAUUUUUCAAAUUAGAUACUAUUUCUCUCACGUCACAAUAUGGCCUCAAGAGGUUUAAUUACCUUAUAUCAUAUUGGCCCGCAUGGACAUGGUAGAAUAAACAUACAUUAUUCGAUCACUUCAAUUCUGAUUAGGGCUUUCAGUUACCGAUACGUCAAGAAUUAUAUUAUGCUUACUUAUAUUACUUACUUAGCUUAGACUAUUUAUCUUUACAACAACCCCCCCCCCCUUCCUGAUCACACCUAGACUGAGAUUUUACUUGACAAUUUCAGGAGAUGAUUUUGAUGAUUGCACUGAAUAUGUACAGAUUAAAAAUGAAUCAUUAUACGACAGAGACCCAAAGUCUGUAAAUGACCUUUCAAAAAGACCUCUUGGUUUUAUGUCUGUCUUGAUUCCAUUUGAGACCAAUAAUGCUGAUGCAAAAAAUCCUUGCUUUACAUUAUCUCUCGAUGACAGUGCCAAACAGACUGUUCAAGUUUUGGUGAGUAAAUAUGUCCAUAAGUUCAUAACCACUCCCCAUGACUAUUCUUGUAAAGCCCUCCUUUCUAUAAUAUAUCAACCUUCCAUUCAUAAACAAAUUUAGCCCCCCCCCAAAAAAAAAGUAUUCUUAGUGGUCCUCGGUGGUCUGCAGUAGUGAGCUUAAGCAAGUAACUUGUUUGUCAACACAGAUGUCAGAUUGCCGAGGGGGGACUGUAUUAAAAGCUGUGUUGGUAUCAGUUUGUGGUAAAGCUUCAACACAUGUGACAAUAAAACAUAAGAUUUUUAAAGUUUUUUGCCUCCUUACACGAGCGGUAUGAUUCAAAAUGCUGCCCAAACUAGUCUUACCAAUUUUCGGGUCAGUGUUGACAAAAAUGUUGCUUGCUUAUAAGCUCACUAUUACUGAUCGUUCCAAUUGAAGUGUUCCUCAAAUAUUGAUUCAAUUACAUGACAUUACGUUGGGCUGACCAAUUCAUACAAAUUCAAAUUUCUUUUUACUUCCUGUGCGUUUCCUAUUGGUCAAUCGGUUCUGAAACGAAAUCUAAUUGGCUCAUUUAAAAGUAACAGGAAGUUGAUCAAUUUUCUAUCAAAUGAAUUGGUCAGCCUGAGGUAAUGUAUUGAAUCAAUUAAUAUUUGAGGAACACUUCAAUUGGAACGACAGUACUAAGUCCUUGACCAUCUCAAAACAGUCCUCCAGCAUCUCAUUAAGUGCAGCAAUUCAAGAAGUAUAAAGUAUGUUAUAACUAUACAGUGGAUUUGUUUGUGAUAUGAUUACUUUGACAUUUAAGAGAGAGAGGGGGGAGAUAGGGGUGCAACUGCAGUUCUGCUGAGGUUGGCUUAAAAUUAAUGACUAUUUGAAUAUAUUUGUAGGCCACAAGUGCUGUUGGAGACUCAUCCUUCUGGUAAUUAAAAUUUCAACAUUAUUCAAUAAAUCAAUUGUUGAUUUUUAGUAAUUUAAAUAUACAUAUUACUAUAUGUACUGGUACGGACCUACCUAAUGUGCUAUCCAAAUUUUAUUUUAUUUUUAGUGUGAAAAGUCAACCACCAUAUUCUCAGCCAACUUGUCAGUCGGUAAAUAUUUUGUAUGAAAUGAUAUACAAAUAAUGAAUGUUUAUGAGUGCAAUGGUAAGAAUAUUUUCAUGAGGUGAAAGAUGGAAUGUUCAAUUCAAUGAGGCGACAGCCGAGUUGAAUGGAACAUUCCAUCUUUCACCAAAUGGAAAUAUUCUUACCAUUGCACGGAGAAACAUUCAUUAUUUGUUUUAUAUAAUACCAAAAUAGACUAAUAGAUUUGUAUAAGAAGCAUUUUGAGGGAUGCGAUUUAUCGAAAACACAAAGAGUGCAAUAUUGUACUAUACGUUUUAUUCCAUUGCACUCGCGGAGAGUGCAAUGGAACGUGUUCCAUUGCACUCUUGGGAAAUGGAAUUUUCUAUUCAAUAUCACGUGACUAUAAACAGCCAAUUAAACGAUUAGAAUUUAAUAAGGUAUUAUAUAAUACAUAAUAUUGAAUACGAUAUUCCUCCCACAGGGAAUGUAUGUUGGUCAACUGGUUACUAAUUAACCACUAACCAACCUUUCCACCAUAACUUUGCUCUGUGAUCAGAAAUGAGUCAUUAAAGGUGGCUGCCUCACAGAGGUGCCUUUUGAAUUUGCCUUCAACUUGAUCAAGUUUAUCUGCGUCCUCCACAGAGGGCGCCUUAUACUUUUUGUGUGAAGCGUGAUGGGCUUAUUUUACUUAGCUGUGAAACGUGAUCGAUGAUUUUCUUAAUCCGUGAACAUGAAGGAAUUUUUACAAUUUUUUGUGACUCGUGAAAAGGCAAGAUAUUUUUUAUGGGAAGGCAUAUUGUGAAGAGGUAUAGGGACCCUCCUCCAGAUUUCAGCUUAGCUCUCAGCUCUGCAAAUAAGGAUGAUUAGCACACCCAACUUAGGGUACUUGUGGUGACUAAUCACACAUUUUAUCCCUUAUGUGCCCACUAUUUGCAUACCAUUACUGACAAUGCUGGAAAUAAUUGAAAACCUGCAUGUGUUACCAUUGACAAAACCUGUGCUAAAAACAGUGUUGUUCAGAUGGUAAGUUGGGGCAACCUCAGGCUCUUACCUCUUGUAGAGGAAAGACUCUGAUAGGAGCUGGUCACAUGAUCUGUCAAAAUCAAGCAGAUUUUUAAUUGCAGAUGAUGAUGAUGAUGUUGAUGUUGAUACCUAUUUGAUAUUUAUACUUUAAUCUAUAGUAUAACUUGCAUUUUGUUUUGCAAGUUUGAUUUUAUUUUAUUUUAAAGAAAUCCAAGACAAUUCAAUUAGAAAUCUGCUAGAUUUUAGCAAAUCAUGUGACCUGCUCCUACCAGGAUCUUUCCCCCACUUGACAGGUACGAGCCUGGGAACGAGGUUGAAAGUGGGGAGGGGGUUAAGUUGCUUUCCUACUAAUCAGACUAAUCAUAAAAUUGAAAAGUAAGUAGUGUUUAAUAUUCAUUAAUACUGUAGGGUAUAAAGACAUGUCAAGACAGCCCCAUUGGUCAUAAUUCCAUUAAAUAUGUUUUCUAUUGUGAUGGCUGUGAGAGUGAUCUUCCUAUUUGGUUCCGCUUGACCGUCAGCCCUUCUUUUAGUGAUGGU